GUAAAUCGGAACUGUCUUUUCAGGGAAGCCUUGUCUUGUGGGGUUUGCUUUCGGCACCGCCCGGGCGACAAGUAUAUCACGUGACUCUAGAGAAGCUUAUUGUUCCUACCAGCGCAUGUUGCAUGUUCCACUAUGACAGUAUAUCAAGUCUGUCUUCGACUGUCCUGAACGAAAGUCUACGAUCUCGUCAAAAGGCUAACUUUCACAGUCGUUGUUCAGGGAUGGAUCUGAAGAAGCUUCAGGCCGGCGUAAAACAGAUGCAGGGUCAAAACCACUAGCUUGACAUGCUCAGAAGCUUCCAGGGAAACAGUUUAGAAGAUCUCGUUACCAAAGCGGAUGUCACGUCUCUAACGCAGCCUGUCUAGUUUGAUAGAAACGGCAAUGCUCUACAUGGUUACAGCAACUUUUUCCCCAUAUAAGGAAAAAACGGUGUGUGUGUGUGUUUGUUACCCUGUGGCUUGACAUAGGGGUCGAGCGUUUUCGAUAUUGCGAGAGAAGGACCGUGUACUUACAUGCUAAGUAUUAUCUCAGAUCGGAUGCCUCACUGUUGUACUAUGUCAUCGGUUUGCCGAACCCGCCCGGUCAUUCGCUGUCUUGACCGUUGCCGUUUGAGAUUGACCACCACGCACCGUAUUCUGACCAUGGACGCCUGCGAUCGACUCUCACGGGAGCGUGGUGUUUUAUUGAUCGCCCCAGAAAAUGCCCGUUGCAGUGUCCUUCCGAUGUAACCCAUUAGUAGCGUCGGGCGGUGCUGUUCGCUUGUCUAGCCCAAAAGAGCCCUAGUGAAGCAAACCUUUCCAAAUAUAUCCCCAACCACUAGAUCUAAAACCCCCGUACCCUGAACGCUAUGAGCUCACCUGGCCCCGUUGGUAGGCGGCGGUUGCUAUACAGAGGUCAGCUGAUCGCUUUCUUUGGUUUGGUGUCAAUAAAUUCCAUCUUGGACGCCCUGGAUCGUCCCUCGCACGAGCUCACGAUAGUGUCGACCACGUCAAUGCGACAUGGGAAAUAAACGGGGAGCAGGAUACCAAUAUGGUCAACUUGCAUCGUAGGGAGAAUGUAUAAAGAGAGCGAGGUGCGCAGGUAGAAUAGCCUCAUCACAAUCAAUCAACUCACAGCUUCAAUACAUCCACUUCACAUUCAAACCUCCCAAAACCGCCACUACAUCUUCCAAAACAAAUCUUCAAAUCCCAUCUCUAUCCAAAAUGCAGUUCACCAACGCCAUCUCCGCCGCCGUCAUCGGCUUUGCUUCCCUCGCCUCCGCCAUCACUGUCUCCUACGACACCGGCUACGACGAUGCCGCUCGCCCCUUGACCGCCGUCUCGUGCUCCGACGGCGCAAACGGCCUCAUCACAAAGUACGGCUGGCAAAACCAGGGCUCCAUUGCCCGCUUCCCCUACAUCGGUGGCUAUGAGGGUGUCGCCGGAUGGAACAGCCCACAGUGCGGUACAUGCUACGGCGUCACCUACAACGGCAAGACCAUCUACGUCCUCGCCAUCGACCGCGCUGCUGGCUUCAACUUGGCCAAAGGCGCCAUGGACGACUUGACCAACGGCCAGGCUGAGGCUGUUGGCCGUGUCGAUGCUCAGUAUGCCCAGGUUGCUCUUAGCAACUGCGGCUUGUAAAUUCCUUCCUUUUUUUUUGCAUGACCUCUG
Molecule: messenger RNA, 1652 nt
Organism: Periconia digitata
Lineage: Eukaryota; Fungi; Ascomycota; Dothideomycetes; Pleosporales; Periconiaceae
Source: the annotation of a GenBank genome assembly